CUACAAUAUGGUAUUUGGAUGUGAUUGUCUGCAGCACAAUGGCUAUCAACAGAUCAAUGGGACACAAGGUCCCCGUUUUGGUGUGCGUCAUAUCCAGUGUAUUUUAGCAUUCUGUGGCUUAGCCGUAGCCUAUGCAUUGCGAGUUAAUCUUUCUGUGGCCAUUGUGGCUAUGACUGAUAAAAAUGCCACAAAUCCUGACUUUGAGGAAUUCGAUUGGGACGAAGGUGUCAAAUCAUAUCUGCUAAGCAGUUUCUUUUGGGGUUAUGUUGUAACACAAGUUCCUGGCGGUUAUUUAUCGCAUAAAUAUGGUGCUAAAUUUACCUUUUUUUUUGGUGUGCUCUUUUGUUCGAUUUUGGCAAUUCUAACACCAUUCGCUGCCGAAAUUGGUGAUUGGCCACUACUCUUGGCCUUGCGAUCAGUACAAGGCCUAUGUCAAGGAAUGAUUUUUCCAUCAACGCAUACAUUUUUAGCCAAGUGGGCUCCAGCCGAAGAACGUGGACGUUUGGUCAGUUAUUGCUAUUCGGGAGCACAAUUUGGUACCGUGAUAAUGUUAUCGAUAAGUGGUUUUAUUGCCUCUUCCUGGAUGGGUUGGCCAAGUAUAUUUUAUGUUUCCGGUUUAGCUGGACUCGUCUGGUGUUUGGUGUGGUAUUACUAUAGUUCUAGUACACCGGCAGAUCAUCCAAGUAUAACACCACAGGAGAGACGUUAUAUUGAAAGUUCCAGUCAUGGAAGGCGGCCGUCGGAUGCAGGACGUUUGGAAGCGGCUGAUAUGAAAACGCCAUGGUGUAAAAUAUUGUCCUCGUUGCCGUUUUGGACAUUGCUUGUGGUUCAUUGUGCCAACAACUGGGGCUUCUGGACUUUGUUAACGGAAAUUCCCACAUUUUUGAAAAAUAUUCUCGGCUUGGAUAUACGUCACAAUGGCCCCUUGUCUGCCUUACCAUAUUUGGCUAUGACAUUGCUAUCGUAUGGUUUUAUUUUCAUUGCGGACAUUAUGAAUCGUAACAGUGUUAUGCCUUUGGCUUUUUCGCGUAAACUUUUCAAUACCCUUGGCAUGUGGAUACCAAUGACAGCUUUGAUUGGUCUGGGCUACAUUACUACCGGUGAAAGUACAGCAUUGGCUAUUGCCCUAUUGACAUUGGCCGUUGGAUCAAAUGCUGCAACUUAUUUGGGUUUUCAGGUAAAUCAUAUUGAUUUAUCACCGAAUUUCGCCGGCACCUUGAUGGGUAUUACAAAUUGUGCUGCCAAUUUUAUGAGUAUUAUUGCACCGCUGACAGUGGGCUUAAUUGUAACUGAUGAGACAAAUCCCUUACAAUGGCGCAUUGUUUUCUAUAUCACUGCUGCAUUUUAUUUCUUUGGAAAUUUAUUGUUUAUUAUUUUCGGCCGUACCUCGCCAAGAGCCUGGAAUUUCCCACAACCUGCAAGUCGUCCCACUUCUCGUCGACCAUCUACCGAUGUUCAGGCCUCAGAAACCGAUCCUUUACAACCAAACUCUACUUAA
Molecule: messenger RNA, 1498 nt
Organism: Musca vetustissima
Lineage: Eukaryota; Metazoa; Arthropoda; Insecta; Diptera; Muscidae
Product: putative inorganic phosphate cotransporter
Exons: 4
Coding region: 8-1498 (496 amino acids)
Biological process (GO): transmembrane transport; monoatomic anion transport
Cellular component (GO): plasma membrane
Molecular function (GO): transmembrane transporter activity
Source: RefSeq, a predicted model, not a curated record